Messenger RNA from Closterium sp. NIES-67, 2514 nucleotides. The record is from the annotation of a GenBank genome assembly. Lineage: Eukaryota; Viridiplantae; Streptophyta; Zygnematophyceae; Desmidiales; Closteriaceae.
UCCACCACCACAGCAAUCAGCCAGGAUAUUUUUUAUUCCAUCGCUGCACAAAGCAUUGCUCAGCGAGAUUGAGUUCUCUACUUAGAUUUGUAGCUGAACUCUUCGCAAGCUCCCCUUGCUUUCUCGGAACUUCGCGGAAUGGCCGCUGUUGCUCUCUCAUCGACUCCGGUCUUCCGCAAUGGCCUGCAGAAUUCCGCUCUUCGCAGAGCGAAACAGAGCUCGUUUCUUGGAUCUGUCUCUGCGCUGCGUGGCGGUGUUGAGCGUCCUGUGCUGAAGCAUCAUGCGCCAACGGUGCGGAUGAUUGCCGCUCCUGAGAGACCCCCAAUAACGAGCCUUGAGAGCGAUAUUGAUGUCCCUCCCAUGCCUUCUUUCGAGGAGUGCUUCCCGUCAAGCACCAAGGAAUCAAGGGAAGUUGUGCACGAGGAGACGGGAACUGUCCUGCGUGUCCCGUUUCGGAGGGUUCAUCUGUCAGGCGAGGAGCCUCCGUUCGACGUGUACGACACCAGCGGUCCUCAGAACGUCGACUGCAAAGCAGGUCUGCCAAAGCUGAGGGACUCCUGGAUCGCAAGGAGGGAGAAGCGCGGAGACAAGUGCUUCACACAGAUGCACUAUGCUAAGAAGGGCAUCAUCACAGAAGAGAUGCUCUACUGUGCGGCAAGGGAGAACAUGGAUCCUGAGUUCGUCCGAUCCGAGGUUGCUCGCGGGCGGGCCAUCAUCCCUUCCAACAAGCGUCAUCUGGAGCUUGAACCUACGAUCGUGGGUCGGAAUUUCCUUGUGAAGAUCAAUGCCAACAUUGGAAACUCCGCUGUCGCGAGCUCCAUUGAGGAGGAGGUUCAGAAGCUGAAGUGGUCAACGUUGUGGGGUGCGGACACAGUAAUGGACCUGUCAACUGGCGAUAACAUUCAUGAGACACGCGAGUGGAUCCUGCGUAAUUCUGCCGUUCCCCUUGGGACUGUUCCAAUCUACCAGGCUCUGGAGAAGGUGAACGGAAUCGCUGAGGACCUCACUUGGGAGAUCUUCCGUGAGACGCUCCUUGAGCAGGCUGAGCAAGGAGUGGACUACUUCACAAUCCACGCUGGAGUCCUGCUGAGGUUCAUUCCUCUCACAGCCGAGCGUCUUACUGGCAUCGUUUCUCGUGGUGGCUCUAUUCAUGCCAAGUGGUGCCUAACCUACCACAAGGAGAACUUCGCCUAUGAGCACUGGGACGAGAUUCUUGACAUUUGCCGUGAAUAUGACAUUGCCAUCUCUAUUGGUGAUGGCCUCAGGCCUGGUUGCAUUCGUGACGCCAAUGACAUGGCUCAGUUCUCUGAGCUGGCCAUUCAAGGCGAGCUGACUCGUCGCGCAUGGGAGAAGGAUGUCCAGAUUAUGAAUGAGGGUCCAGGGCACGUUCCUCUUCACAAGAUUCCUGAGAACAUGAGGAAACAGCUUGACUGGUGCAACGAGGCUCCCUUCUACACGCUGGGCCCUCUGACAACGGACAUUGCCCCUGGUUACGACCACAUCACAUCAGCCAUUGGUGCUGCCACCAUUGGCGCCCUUGGGACGGCACUUCUCUGCUACGUCACUCCCAAAGAGCAUCUUGGGCUGCCCAACCGUGAGGAUGUGAAGGCAGGAGUGAUUGCUUACAAAAUAGCGGCACAUGCUGCAGACUUGGCCAAGCAGCAUCCUUAUGCUCAGGAAUGGGAUGAUGCCCUGAGCAAGGCCCGUUUUGAGUUCCGCUGGCGCGACCAGUUUAACCUGUCCCUUGAUCCAACAACUGCUCAGGCCCUUCAUGACGAGACCCUGCCUGCUGAUGGCGCUAAGCUUGCUCAUUUCUGCUCCAUGUGUGGGCCUAAGUUCUGCUCCAUGCGCAUUACUGAGGACGUCCGCAAGUAUGCUGCUAAGCACGGCUAUGGGGAGAACGUUGAUGCAGCUGUGCAGAAAGGAAUGGAGGAGAUGAGUGCUGAGUUCCUUUUGGCUAGGAAGGUCAUCAGUGGCGAGCAGGACAAGGGUGGGGAGAUUUACCUGCCUGAGACAUACGUCAAGUCUUCUGGCUCCUCUGCCAACCUCAACUAAAGCUGAAUCAUGCAGUUGAUAUUGGAUGGGACAGACAGCCUCCUUGAAGAUGGUGAAGGAUGCCAGUGCUGGCUAUUCAGAUCUUCCUGGUUCUUUCUGUAUCUUCGUUUUCUCCUUCCCUCGUUCUUGAACUGAUCCACCUGGCACCAGGGGUGCCCACUCUCCGACGCAGUGACUCAGGUGGCCAACAUAGCUAUCCCUUACGGAUGCAUGUGCCAUGCCACGAACGCUGUGUCUGGUUGAGUGGGCUGAGAAAAAACCCUUCGCACCUGAACAGGGUAAUGCCUGCGAAGGGAGCGUGCCACGUUUCGUUUGUGUGUUCUGUCUCUUUACCUGUGGUACUUGCAGGCCUUACAUAGAGACAGACUUUCUUGCAUGUGUAAUUGUCCAUUCGAGUAAUGGAUCUUUUGUGAACUCAUUCCUUACUCCGAAUUGUAAUGGUCUCCAAGAACUGAGUGA